GCAAGCCAACAAAGAACACACCUUCACUACCUUCCUGCAAGAUAAACUAUCAAAAAGAGAAAAGAGACAUUGAUGAAGCAUAUUCAUGUAAUCCACACUCCAGAACUCGCCUCGCGUAUUGCUCAAUAUCUGUCACCUCAUGAAUUAACCGUCUGCCUUCGUGUUAACCACUCGUGGUUACAGGCUUUCGUUGAGGCGCUCUAUAAACACAUUUGCACCUUUGACUUUGGACAGCAUCUCUUCAACAUCCAAGAUGAAACCCCAUCUCCCAAUCAUUCUCAGGAACAGAAAACAUUACCCAUGCUACAGAACACGGACAACAUCGUGUUCCCUCGAGCCCUAGCUUACUCUACUCUAAUCAAGACCAUUGUGGUCGCCAAUGUCCACUCCUUCCUCUUUUUGGCUGGUAAUUGUACCAACCUUACACAUGCCAGCGUCAAUUCAAAUUUGACUGAUCUCUAUGCACUCGGCCAUCGGGCCUCACCAAGCCUCUGCGCUGAACAACAGUUUUGGCGAGAUUUCUUUAAGAUGACCACUCUGGCCCAAACAGCUGAUAUUUGGGUGAAUUUGAUCAACAAAAACAGGUCGUUAAGCUUUGUACGAAUGGAACUUUGGCGCGUUAAAGGAGUUGAUAAGAUCGCCGAGGCGUUGGGAACCCUACAGCAUCUAAAGGUGCUUUCUGUCCAUUUAGCUGAGCAGUCCGAUGCUUGUCAAGCAUUCCUUGACCAUUGUCCAAGCAUUGAGACACUAGUCUGGGACUCAAGUAACGGUACUCAAAGGAUUGCGUUGUGCCCUCAGUUCCCAACACAGAUCCGACAUCUUCAGUUGGAUGGCUGGUCCUUAAUUGACCCUCUUCUGGUAGACUACAUAAUUAGGAGAUGUCCUCGCUUGGAACGCCUGUCUCUUCCAUUCAAGGCCAGCAAUGAACUUCUCUUUACAGUUGCAAAUUCCAUCCAGCUCUCAGGGUGUUUUGCAACGCUCGAGCGCAUUGACUUUGACUGCCUUCAAUCGUCGGAAUCUGGGAAUAUGUCUUUAGAUCGACUUUUAACCGCUAGUGGUUGCUUGUUAUCUAUAUCUUUUUCUAGGGCUUUUGGUGAUUUAGAUGCAGCAUUUUAUUUGAGACACUAUGAUCUGAGCCAUCGAUUAGAGAGAUUUUCUUUUCACUUUUCGUUUAUCGGCAUGGAGCUGAACGAUGUAGUAACUGUAUUAGAAAUAUGUCCGAAAUUACAGCUGUUUGAGAUCGAGGGUGCCUCUGUCAAUGUCGAGCGAUUUUUACAAAUGUUGCCUUGGGGGUGUAGGAGUUCACUCAAAAGACUUCGCAUGAGCAUCAGCUGCAGUGAGGCUCAACUGAAUCAUUUUAAGGAGGAGGAGAAUGGUUUAAGUGUGAGUGGUGCAGACGACGCAACCUUUUCAGAAAGCGAGCAUCGACGCAAACAGGAUCAGAUUAUAAAUAUUUUGGCACAACUUUGGACAUUGGAAGAGUUAGUGCUGGAUCCAUGCGCAAUCACAUUCAGGGUUGUCUCGUUCCCAUUAAAAAUAGAUAGAGAUAUCCUCAACUCUAUGCACAAGCUCCGUCAUUUGCGGUUACUGAGCGUUCUGGGGACGCGAUAUGUCAUCUAGAGAUCUUGAUCGCGCUUCGCAUCCAACGCAUCUCUUGUCUAUUAUCGUAUUUAUUAAUUUGUCCGUCUUGUUUGGUCAGUAAUUCAUGUCAAAGUCAAACUGAUGAUUGGUUUUUACAUCACCGCUUCGUGGUGAGCAAACUAAUCAGGCACACCAUACCCAUGAGUUGUCUUCCAAAUGAAGCGGUUAUAUUUUUCUGUGCUUAUUUAUCUCCACUAUUUAUUUAGCAAUUAUACCAUUUUAUGUAACGUUCCUUGUAUAUGCGCUUCUUUUUCUCUUUCUUCAUCAUAAAAGCAC
Messenger RNA from Lobosporangium transversale, 1917 nucleotides. RefSeq lists its product as hypothetical. The transcript has a single exon. The record is from RefSeq and is a predicted model, not a curated record. The coding region runs from base 73 to 1620 and encodes 515 amino acids. Gene Ontology annotation, molecular function: protein binding. Lineage: Eukaryota; Fungi; Mortierellomycota; Mortierellomycetes; Mortierellales; Mortierellaceae.